Molecule: messenger RNA, 1556 nt
Organism: Dermacentor andersoni
Lineage: Eukaryota; Metazoa; Arthropoda; Arachnida; Ixodida; Ixodidae
Source: RefSeq, a predicted model, not a curated record
UCAUUGCCGUAUGCAUCAAGCCGUCAAAACUUUGCGAUAUUGACAGACGCCAGCCAGCAGCCAGCUUUGAACUAGCUUAAUUCAGUCAGCUCAAGAAUGUCUCGUGUCUCUGUGAGCGACGCCCUCUCUCCCAGUACGGAGGAUGCGGAUUACGCUACAAAAGAGCUGGAAGCAGAACUGCAACGCCUCGCCGUUAAUGACGAGGCGGUUAGCCAGUCGAACGAAGCUAUACGUGAUGUCGUCACUGGAAUCGUUGACAAGGUGAACGAACUUCUCGCUUCUCCCGCAGUUUUCGGUGGCACAGAAGACGGCGGGCCUAAUGCCGACCGACUCUUGUCCUACCUGAAGGCCGAAAAAAGUUACUGCGCCAACGUCAGGAAGCAGACGAAAGUCAUCCCGCCGCCGCUCCAAAUCCGGGACGCGACCGAAAAGCUCACGACUUCGGAAGAGGACUCGGAAAUGCAGCGACGAGUCGCUGCGGUCCUAGACAAAGACAUCGAGUUCCGGGCUUGUAGCCAAGAGCGACAGUGCGCCGAGCUCGUCGGCCUGCUGACCGACAAUCGUGAGUCCGUUGAGGCCGCGAAGCCGUGGUCCGCGUCCGAGCCGGGUUCCACAGAGCGACCCACCGAACUGGACCGUAUUCUGUUCAACGCCGCGUGUUCAGCUCUUCCACGUCUCAUCGAGACCAGCGCCCGCGAGUGGCUGAGCAAAGUGGACGAGGAGGAGGACCACGACGAGACGCUGCACGCGUCCGCAGUAGCCGCGACGGCGUCCCUUCCAGAAGAGCUGGCGCUGUACGCCAGGCUCGCGGCAGUUCUGGACGUGGAGCAGGCCCGUUGCUCGUCGGACAUCCUGGACUUGCGCGCGGAGUUCCGUAAGCGAGCUGCAUUGGUGAGGAACUUGUUGGCCCAAAGAGAACGGUUACGCCGCGUCCGAGCGUCCUGCGAGCAGCGCGAAAGCCUCGUGGGCGACGUGACGCGCAGCGUCUCUGACGUGCGCGAUCACCUCGCUUCGAGGGUGAAACUGUGCGAGUCGCUGAUGGCAGUUGCCGACGCUCAGUCACGGCGAGAAGAUGCCGCGGUGUGCCCUGACGCUGAGCCCGUGGCCGAUCACGGAGCCACCAUAGACGAGCGCUGCGCUCGAAUGACCGAAGGCGCGGCCACGAAAGUGGACGCAGUUGAGGAACUGCAGCGCAAAAGGGCGUCCAUGAGAGGGCUGGUCGAUACGCUUGACGCCGAUCUUAACGACGCCUGCCAGGGUAGCGUAGAGACGUGGCUUGAAGGCAUGAAGGCGAAGAGCCAGCGCGACGAAAAACAGGACAUGAUGCGCGCGCUGUUCAUUGAAUUCCAUACGAUGCCGGAACGUUUCCUGCGCCGAAUGAAAUCUAUGGUUACCGCCGAUGUAGCUACUCACAAAAGCUACAAAAAUUUAGGAGCAAGCUGCGAAGUCAGUACGAAGCAGGCCUAAAGUUUACGUGCGGUGAAACCAAGAAACUUUGUUGUUCCUGUGUUGUGUUCAAUUUACGAGUUCAUGAAUUAAAAGAAAAAGCAGAACAA